AACAUCGGUGGAAAACCAAUUGAAGACAGGUGACAUCUUUUUAACCGUUGUAUUUUCUAAGAAGCCGUACUCCUUUUUUGGUUACCUUUGCUCGGUUUUAACUGUGAAUAGUGGAACUUAUUUUCACUUCUGUUCAUAUUUGAGACGGUAACUUAGUAAGUUUCCAGAAAAGUUUUCAUUGUUGCUUAAACGUUCACUUGUUAGCAUCUUUUUUUCCUGCAGCUCAACUCUCUUCUACAUUCCAGGACUUGGUGGCCGGAUGAAUUCCUCAGAUAUGAGUCCACUAUCCUGGUCUUUCUUCACCCUGCUGACAGCUGCUUGCCAGAGUCCAGAUGAAUGCCAAAGAGGAGCCCGGAGUGCUGGAGUGAAGUGUGCCAGCCUGCAUCUGAAACCCCAUCUCCAUCACAACACUGGGACAGCACUGCUCCCUCCAGGAUCCGAUGAUUACAGGGCAGCUGAGCAAGCCGCUGCUCUCCCUGCGCAGCGACAUGAGCGCGGCAGAACUCCGGGCAGACGACAAAGCGGCCAGCCCAGACAGCGAUCUGAACGACGAGCCCCUGCUCCUGCCCUCUGAGGCCACGGACAGAGACGGCACCCCCAACAAGCUCUACGGAGCUCGAGACGGCUCAGUCCAGUCGGAUGCCAGCAGCAGUCCUUCAGAGCAGAGUCAUCUGGGCCAGACCCACCCAGCGUACCACAUGGGUCCACAGUCUCUCCUGGUUGCCCAGCAGCUGGCCAACGCAGUAGGCGGUGUGAUGUCUGGGGCAGCACAAGGCAUGAACCAACCCAUCCUUAUCCCCUUCAACGCAGGAGGACACCUGGGAGGACAGCAGGGCCUCGUCCUCUCCCUGCCCACGGCCAACAUCCAGAGCCUGGUGGCUGCUGCUGCUGCAGGGGGCAUCAUGACGCUCCCCCUCCAGAACCUGCAAGCUACCUCAUCACUGAACUCCCAGCUCCAACACCUGCAGCAGCUCCAACAGAUGCAGCAGCACCACCAGCAGCAGCAACAGCAACAUCAGCAGCAGCAGCAACAGCAGCAGCAACACCACCAUCAUCACCAACAAACCCACUCCCACACCCAGAACCAGCUGCCACCCCAGCAUCACAUGACCCCACCCAGCCAGCAGCAGACGUCUGUCCCAUCUCCGGGCUCGGCCUGCUCCUCCACCUCUGGACAGCCGCAGCUGUCCCCGCCACACCGGCAGAACCAGUCGCCGGCCCGCAGCCUACCUUCACCCGUCACACCACCCAUGCCUCUGCCGCUGAAUCCACUGGCCAGCCAGGCGGCGGUAGCAGCAGCAGCAGCCAUGGGAUCCAUUGCCGGGUCACAGGUGUUUGGAAACACCCUGUCAAACCUGCAAGGAGCCUCCGGACAGCUCGUCACAAACGCACAAGGCCAGAUAAUUGGAACAAUCCCACUGAUGCCCAACUCUGCAGGGCCCUCCAGCCAAUCAGGGGGUGGCAACCCAGCACUGCAGGUACAGCCAAUUACACCUCAGCUUCUGACCAACGCUCAAGGCCAGAUCAUCGCCACGGUGAUCGGCAAUCAGAUCCUGCCUGUCAUCAACACCCAGGGAAUCACGCUGUCACCAAUCAAGCCCGGACAGCAGCAGGUUCAGUCAGGCCCUGUGUCAUCUCAGCCCAACAUGCUCCACAUGCCCCACAGACAGAGUCCCCUCCACCAGGCCUCCUCCUCCUCCUCCACUUCCUCCUCCUCCUCAGCACUCAGUGUGGGGCAGCUGGUCAGCAACCCGCAGACCGCCCCCAGCGAGGUGGACGGGGUCAACCUGGAGGAGAUCCGUGAAUUCGCCAAAGCUUUCAAGAUCCGCCGGCUGUCCCUGGGCCUGACACAGACUCAGGUGGGCCAGGCGCUCAGUGCGGCCGAGGGUCCGGCGUACAGUCAGUCUGCCAUCUGCAGACACACCAUCCUGAGAAGCCACUUUUUCCUACCACAGGAAGCCCAAGAGAACACUAUAGGUAGCAGUCUGACAGGCAAACUGAACCCUGGCCUUUUAUAUCCUGCCAGGUUUGAGAAGUUGGACAUCACCCCUAAAAGCGCCCAGAAGAUUAAGCCCGUUCUGGAGCGCUGGAUGGCCGAGGCUGAGGCCCGCCACCGAUCCGGCAUGCAGAACCUGACUGAGUUUAUCGGCAGCGAGCCUUCCAAAAAACGCAAGAGGCGGACCUCUUUCACCCCACAGGCGCUCGAGAUCCUCAACAGCCACUUUGAGAAGAACACGCACCCCUCCGGACAGGAAAUGACGGAAAUAGCAGAGAAACUGAACUACGACAGGGAGGUGGUGCGGGUCUGGUUCUGCAACAAGAGGCAAGCUUUGAAAAACACGAUAAAGCGUUUGAAAUCGCCUGAGCUGGGCCCGACUGUAUCCAUGGACCCUCUCACUGAUUCUCUAGAGGAGCUCCCCAAAUGAACGAGCUCCUCCACAACAACAUAAAAAAAAAAAGUGGAGUGGAAAAAUGGCAGCCAUUGAAAACAAGAAAGGGGUGGAUGAACUCAUCUUGAAACGAGAACUGAAAAAUGUUCCUGAGUCACCUGGAUGGACAGUUUACAAACAAAAACUAUGUGUUGUCAGUGUGAUUACCACAGCUAUGUAAAUGAACUUGGCGAAACCAAAAACAUGAAAAAAGAGAUUAAUAUGUGAGAAAUAUGUAAAAAAAAAAAAAUGGUGUGCUGUUCAAAGAGUUUUAGAUUCUGGCCGUACAGACCAGACUAUCGCCCAAAUUUUGGUUCCCACGAGGAGGGAUUUAGUAAAGAGAUCAUACCAAAUCAAAACACUAUUUACCAAAGUCUGUUGCAUCUGAGUACUAAGAAUAAUUUUGUAAUGUAAAUGUGCUCUAAAUUUUUACAUUUGUACUGGCAGAUCUAAGCUAUAUGUGUGAGGUUGAGUAUACAUUUUGUCUCGCUUACUUUUUUCUUCAUUGUUUGUAUGUAAAUAUCUUUCAAAGAAAAAAAGAAAAUGCUGUCUUCUGAUUAAAAUCUCACUGAUAAAGUUCUCUUUUUGGACAAAAAAAAUACCUUUACUGUUUAACAAUUGCAUAAUGAUGAUGUUUCCCUCUGAUUUGUGUUUCAUCUGCAAAUAUUUUCAGUCACAGUGUAACUUUGUACAACUUUUACAGGUAUUUAUUAAUAAUCUCAUGAGAUUGUUUCAGAGGACGUCAGAUGGAGAGUAAACUAAGGACUUUAACAUGAUGAUGAGGAUGAUGAUGAUGACGGGGAUGAUGAAGGGUUUCUGUCAAGUCGACUGCAGCUUUGUUUUGAGCUACUGUGUCAUUCUGUUGCCAAAGCCUGAUAGCCAAAGAACACAUCAAUUUCAGCUCAAGGACUGGUGGAGAUUUUACCUUUUUAUUCUUUAUGUUUAUUUCUUCACACGGCUCUUUCCCUCCCUUUCUUAAAUAUUUCACACUGUGGGUCGAGUUUAACAAAAAAAAAAACUCUCAUGUCAAACA
Molecule: messenger RNA, 3462 nt
Organism: Notolabrus celidotus (New Zealand spotty)
Lineage: Eukaryota; Metazoa; Chordata; Actinopteri; Labriformes; Labridae
Gene: pou6f2
Product: POU class 6 homeobox 2
Exons: 12
Coding region: 441-2426 (661 amino acids)
Biological process (GO): regulation of transcription by RNA polymerase II
Molecular function (GO): DNA-binding transcription factor activity, RNA polymerase II-specific; RNA polymerase II cis-regulatory region sequence-specific DNA binding
Source: RefSeq, a predicted model, not a curated record